Amphibalanus amphitrite is the source of this 3182-nucleotide messenger RNA. RefSeq lists its product as uncharacterized. Gene Ontology annotation, biological process: DNA integration; proteolysis. Gene Ontology annotation, molecular function: nucleic acid binding; aspartic-type endopeptidase activity. The record is from RefSeq and is a predicted model, not a curated record. The coding region runs from base 395 to 2983 and encodes 862 amino acids. The transcript has 2 exons. Lineage: Eukaryota; Metazoa; Arthropoda; Thecostraca; Balanomorpha; Balanidae.
GAAGGGGCCGGGAUUGAGCUGUUUCCGAUGUGGUAGAGUGGGACAUGAUGCCGAUGCCUGUUGGCAUGUGAAAACUGUCUGCAACAAAUGUCACAGAAGAGGUCAUUUGGCCGUUGUAUGUCCGAAACAGUCGAAAAACAGAGAAAAUGGAAACUGGCAGUUUGCCAAGCGUGCUGAUCGUAGAACAGGAUUUCACAGGACGGCAGGAGAGAGAAAGUCCAGCAGUCACGCGGUAGAGGAGGUGCAGGAGACUGAGGGGCGACGACAUCCGGAGCAGCAACCGCAGUCACCAUCGGACUCGUCAGGUACCGAGGAGUUCGAAGUGCUGCACACGCACAAGGUUCGACGAGGUAAGCUGCUCACUUCUGUUCUUGUAAAUGGGAAACCGGUGACUAUGGAGCUAGAUACCGGAGCAGAGAUCACCACUCUGCCGCUACAUGUGUUUGAAAAGGUGUUUCCCGACACUCACUUAGAGCCCACUCACAAGAGGCUCAGUCAGUAUGACGGAUCACCGCUUAAAAUGAUUGGUGAAAUGCCAGUUACCGUGGAGUACAAGGGCCAAACGAUGACAGACAGCAUGUUGGUUGUAGAUGUCAAAAGUCGCUAUCCUCUACUGGGUAGAGAUUGGAUGUUCAAGGUACGGUUUGACUGGAACGAGAUAUUUUAUGGAAGGGUCGAGGAAGAGAAAACCAUGCAUGCGUUACAUGAAGUGUCUGUAUCUGCGUUCCAGAGGAAGUACCCAGAGCUCUUUUCGGAGGGGCUUGGGGAGGUCGCAGGAGCACAGGCGCAGGUGGAACUGGAAACCGGGGCGCAGCCACGGUUUUUCAAGAGCCGACCUGUUCCGUUCGCUCUGCGGGACAAGGUGAACAAGGAACUGGAACGCCAGAUCAAAGAAGGUGAGCUGUUGCCUGUGGAACGGAGCGACUGGGCAGCACCUUUGGUGUUGGUCAGAAAACCUGGGGGUAACGUACGAAUCUGUGCAGAUUACAAGGUGACUGUAAAUCAGUGUGUAAAAGAGCAAGCUUAUCGGCUCCCCACGGCAGAAGAGAUAUUCAGUACAUUAGCUCAUGGAGAGUCUUUCUCAAAAUUAGAUUUAGCCAACGCUUAUAAACAGUUGCCACUAGCCCCAGAAAGCCAGGCUGUGUUGACCAUGAAUACGCCAUUGGGGCUGAUGAGGCCCACCAGACUUCCGUUUGGGCUCAAGAUAUCUCCCAACCUGUGGCAGAGGACGAUGGAUGAGGUGCUGAAAGGGCUGAAUGGUGUGGCAUGCUACUUGGAUGACAUUUUAGUCACAGGAAGGACCAGAGAGGAACACCAGGCGAACCUGGACGCGGUCAUGCAGAGGCUUCAGGAGCGCGGGCUGCGUCUGCGGAAGGAGAAGUGUGAACUCUUCAGAAAGACGAUCAUCUACUUGGGACAUGAAAUAUCUCAGGACGGCCUUCGCCCAACAGAUGAAAGGAAUGUGCCGGCAGAUGUCCUCAGCCGUCUUCCGAGCCGAACAGAAUCGGAUGAUGAAACCUGGCAGGUGUGCAGCGCAGAAGAGGAAGAGCUGAUCUGCGCGACCAUCGAGGACGACAUCUUGCCGGUGACUGCUGAUCAGGUCGCCAGGCAGACGGCCAGGGACCCCGUCCUCGGUCCAGUGCUGAGCUGGGUCCGGUCCGGGGCAUGGCCGAAGAAGACGGAGGCCAAGUUUCAGCCAUACAUCAGAUGCAGAGACGGUUUGACAGUCGUUGACGGAUGUCUUCAGGUGGGUGAAAAAGUAGUCAUACCCAGCCGAUUCAGACGUCAGCUGCUAGAGGAGUUACAUGAGGGACACCUGGGGGUGUGUAAAAUGAAGUCAUUAGCUCGAGGUUUUGUGUGGUGGCCGAAUCUGGAUGACGAGAUAGAGCAGUUGUGCCAACAGUGUGGUCCGUGCCGAACUAACGCUCAGAGACCGGCCACCUCCGCUGUGCACCCAUGGGUGUAUCCCUCGGCACCGUGGGAAAGAGUGCAUAUUGAUUUCGCGUCCCAUCAAGGUCGGGAUUAUCUUGUUCUCGUAGAUGCGUUUUCAAAAUGGCCGGAAAUAGAGGAAAUGCAUGGCACAACAGCUACAAAAACGAUAGAAGCGCUGACAAAAAUAUUUGCCACUCAUGGUUUCCCAGUGACCCUGGUUUCGGACAAUGGCCCGCCGUUCAAAUCAGCAGAAUUCGAGAACUUCUUGAGAUCGAGAGGCAUUUUCCAUCGUGCCACUCCGCCUUAUCACCCAGCAUCAAAUGGCCAGGCCGAGUCCAUGGUGAGGACGUUCAAGUCGUUUUUAAAGAAACAGCAGUCGAACGGCAGGAGCCGUGCAGUAGCAGUCUGUCAGUUUUUGGCACGAUACAGAGUGACGCCGUGUUCGUCCACUGGGAGGGCGCCGGCCGAGCUGUUACUGGGAAGAAUGCCUCGCACAAAGUUAUCUCUUCUGAAGCCCUCCGUGACCCAAAGAUUGAAGGGUCCGGGAGAGUAUGUGUAUUCACGAGAGUUUCUUGCAGGUGAUUCCGUGCUGCUGCGAGACCUGCGACCCGGCUCGGCGACUAAGUGGCGCAGAGCUACUGUUACUGGACGGGUCGGACCUCUGGUGUACGAGGUCUGCAUCGACGGCCGGACCCGGACCGCUCACCUGGACCACCUGCUGGCGGACCGGACCGUGCCGGACCGCCCGGUGCCGGCCGCUGUUCCGGGACCCGAGCCGGCCCGAACCGACUAUAGAUCGGGGGAGUAUCUGGCGUACGACCGGUGCGCGUCUGCCGGUGGUGCAUCGGUGCCGCUGCCGAGUGAGAUCGAGACGCCCGGGGAGGCUCAUCGACGUCGGGAGAGUGGGGACUCCCACAGGGAGCGGUCCCAGCGCUCUGCAGAGGACUCUGGAUUGUGGGGUGCGGGUGAGGCUCGUGUGCGACCGGGGAAUGAGUGUCAGAGUGAACCAGUGUUAAGACGUUCCGAGCGCUUGAGGAACAAGUUUUCGUGAAGGGGGGAAAAGUGAUAUGUACUGGUAUUUGCAUCUCGAGGUGGUGGUGAGUUUGCAUCUCUGACACAGGCUCGUCGGCUGACGCCGGUCAUGUGGUCAGCUGGCCCCGGGCUACGCCGGGCUGGCCGGCGGCUCGGGGGCUGUCUUGGUUGGGCUGUGACCGAGAGUGGUGUUCGUCUAUGGUGAAGGUGCUGGGAAU